This is a messenger RNA of Triplophysa dalaica, 4687 nucleotides long. Its product is annotated as thrombospondin-1-like. Gene Ontology annotation, biological process: cell adhesion; negative regulation of angiogenesis. Gene Ontology annotation, cellular component: extracellular region. The record is from RefSeq and is a predicted model, not a curated record. Gene Ontology annotation, molecular function: calcium ion binding; protein binding. Bases 87 to 3605 code for a protein of 1172 amino acids. The transcript has 22 exons. NCBI's taxonomy places the organism in Eukaryota, Metazoa, Chordata, Actinopteri, Cypriniformes, Nemacheilidae.
GAGUUUGACUCUCGUGAGCGCACAACAGAAGAAAGCGCACGCACAGGGAAGAAUAGUUUUGUGUUUUCUUUCUCUCUUGAGGGUAAAUGAUGUCUUUUAGAGCCCUACUUUUAUGUGUCGUGUUAUGGAGUUCAGACUGCAGCAGACAGGCUGAAAUGGUGGAUGAUAACACGGUUUAUGAUCUGUUCGAGCUCGCCAAUGUCCAUAAGAAGCAUCACGGAGUGAGUUUAGUAAAAGGACCCGACGCAAACAGCCCUGCGUACAAGAUCCUAAAUCCGAACCUGAUUCCCUCAGUGCCCGAGCUCUCCUUCAGGGACCUGCUGUUCUCCAUCCAGACGGAGCGAGGCUUCAUCUUCAGCGCUAACCUCAAGCAAGCCAAGCGCACCAGGGGAACUCUGAUCUCAGUGAAGAGGACGGACGGUUCCGGAUCACUCUUUGAAAUCAUCUCUAAUGGAAAAGCCAACACUUUAGAUGUGGUGUACGCAAGCGCGAGCGGACAGCAGGUGGUGUCGAUUGAAGAUGUCGAUGUGGCAAACGGACACUGGAAGAACAUCACGUUGUUUGUUCAAGAGGACCGAGCUCAGGUUCACGUGGGCUGCGAGGAGAUCAACAUCCAAGAGCUGGAUGUUCCGAUACAACAGAUUCUGACUCAGGAGGUCGCGGACAUCUCCAACCUGAGGAUCGGGAAUGGAGCGGCCAAAACUGAUCGAUUUAUGGGAGUUCUCCAGAACGUGAGAUUUGUGUUUGGCACGACGCUGGACGCGAUUUUACGCAAUAAAGGCUGUGAGAGCUCGAUCUUCAUCACCGAAGUCAUGACCUUACCUGUAAAUGGAUCCAGUCCGGCCAUUCGCACAGACUACACUGGACACAAGUCUAAAGAUUUACAGGACAUCUGUGGUUUCUCCUGCGAGGACCUGACCAGCAUGUUUAAGGAGCUCAAGGGACUCGGUGUGGUGGUGAAGCAGCUGUCAAAUGAACUCCGCCAAGUGACAGCAGAUAACAACUUAAUCAUGACCCAAAUUAAAAUCCACAGUGGAGUUUGUCUGCACAACGGCAUUGUUUACAGAGAUCAGGAUGAGUGGACUAUGGACAGCUGCACACACUGCACGUGUCAGAACUCUGCCACGGUUUGCCGUGAGAUAUCUUGCCCUCUGAUGCCUUGUGCCAACGCAACUGUCCCAGAUGGUGAAUGCUGCCCGCGCUGUGGAACACUGAACGAUGAUGCAGAUGACGGCUGGUCACCCUGGUCAGAAUGGACGCAUUGCUCGGUGACGUGCGGCAGGGGCGUUCAACAGCGCGGACGUUCUUGCGACCGCAUUAACAGUAAUUGCGACGGCACCUCGGUUCAGACCAGAGACUGUUUCAAGCAGGAGUGUGACAAACGCUUCAAACAGGAUGGAGGCUGGAGCCACUGGUCUCCUUGGUCGUCCUGUUCCGUAACGUGUGGAGACGGCGUCAUCACAAGGAUCCGCCUGUGCAACUCUCCUACGCCUCAGAUGGGUGGAAGAGACUGCCAGGGAGAAGGCCGGCAGACCGAGCCAUGCCAGAUGUAUCCAUGCCCAGUGAAUGGAGGUUGGGGACCUUGGUCACUCUGGGACUCUUGUUCUGUCACAUGCGGUGGAGGACUGCAGCGUAGACAUCGUCUCUGUAACAACCCUGCUCCAAAAUACCGUGGAAAUGACUGUCUGGGAGACUCCAAAGGAAGCCGUUUGUGCAAUUCCCAAUCAUGUCCUGUUGAUGGAUGUUUGUCCAACCCGUGCUUUGCUGCCACCAAUUGCACCAGCUUCCCCGAUGGCUCCUGGAAGUGUGGGGAUUGUCCAGUCGGAUACACCGGGGAUGGAGUCAACUGCCAAGACAUCGAUGAGUGCAAAGAGGUUCCAGAUGCCUGCUUUGUGCUCAAUGGAGUCCAUCGAUGUGAGAACACGGAACCAGGAUACAACUGCCUGCCCUGCCCACCACGCUAUUCCGGAAAGCAGCCAUUCGGAAGGGGAACGGAGCAGGCCAUUGCCCAUAAACAGGUCUGCACGCCGAGAAACCCAUGCGAGGAUGGAACACACACCUGCAAUAAGAAAGCUAACUGCAUCUAUCUGGGCAUCUUCUCCGACAUCCUGUAUCACUGUGAAUGUAAACCAGGCUAUGCUGGAAAUGGUCACAUCUGCGGAGAGGACACAGACCUGGAUGGCUGGCCGAACACUGAGCUCCCUUGUGUGGAAAACGCAACUUACCACUGCAAGAAGGACAACUGUCCUGAUCUUCCCAACUCUGGCCAAGAAGACUAUGACAAGGACGGAACUGGCGACGCUUGUGACCCUGAUGAUGAUAAUGAUGGGAUCUCUGAUGAAGGGGACAACUGCCCGUUAGUCUUUAACCCAAGACAGUACGACAACGAUCACGAUCAAGUUGGCGAUCGAUGCGAUAACUGCCCCCAUGACAGUAAUCCAGAACAGACAGACACAGACAACAACGGGGAGGGAGACGCUUGUGCCAUUGACAUUGAUGGCGAUGGUAUUCUGAAUGAGAAGGACAACUGCCCAUAUGUGUACAACACUGACCAGAGAGAUAGUGACUGGGACGGAGUUGGUGACCAUUGUGACAACUGUCCAUUGGAGCACAACCCUGACCAAGUUGAUUCGGACUCUGAUAACAUUGGUGACAAGUGUGACAGCAACCAGGACAUCGAUGACGACGGUCAUCAGAACAACCUGGACAACUGCCCCUACAUCUCCAAUGCCAACCAGGUCGACCACGAUAAAGACGGCAAAGGUGACGCUUGCGAUCACGACGAUGACAACGAUGGAAUACCUGACGACAAAGACAAUUGCCGACUUGUCAAAAACCCAGACCAGCUCGAUUCUGAUGGUGAUGGCCGAGGCGACGCUUGCAAGGGCGACUUCGACCAAGAUAAUGUGCUUGACAUUUACGACGUUUGCCCAGAGAACUAUGCCAUCAGUGAAACAGAUUUCCGCAGGUUCCAGAUGGUUCCUCUAGACCCCACUGGUACUUCGCAGAUCGAUCCCAACUGGGUCGUCCGUCACCAGGGCAAAGAACUUCUGCAGACAGUUAACUGCGAUCCAGGCAUUGCUGUUGGUUAUGAUGAGUUCAACGCUGUUGACUUCAGUGGCACGUUCUUCAUCAACACUGACCGCGAUGACGACUACGUCGGCUUUGUUUUCGGCUACCAAUCCAGUUCUCGGUUUUACGUGGUGAUGUGGAAACAGAUCACACAAACCUAUUGGUCCCAUACCCCCACCAAAGCACAGGGUUACUCCGGACUGUCCAUUAAAGUUGUGAACUCAACCACCGGACCGGGCGAGCAUCUCAGGAAUGCCUUGUGGCAUACUGGAAACACUCAGGGACAGGUGCGUACCCUGUGGCAUGACCCCAAGAACAUUGGCUGGAAGGAUUACACUGCCUACAGAUGGCAACUGAUCCAUAGACCCAAAUCUGGACUCAUUAGGGUUAUUAUGUAUGAAGGUAAUAAAGUCAUGGCCGAUUCAGGAAGCAUCUACGACAAAACGUAUGCGGGUGGAAGACUCGGCCUCUUUGUCUUCUCUCAAGAGGUGGUUUACUUCUCAGACCUCAAAUAUGAAUGCAGAGACGUAUAACAGUUUUCCUUGAAGAUCUGCUGGUUGUCAAUUAUCAUCUGUCUGUCUUAUAAAACUUCUGUGGUGGGACCAAGAACCAUACAUGGAGCUGGAAAACAUCUAAAUUUCUAAAUGAGAAUGACAGGAGCCUGGAGAUACAGUAUCUAAACACAAUCAUCUCACGCAUCUCCUCGGCUCUCAGUGAGAACAAAACAUCAUAUCAGGUUCUCAUGUCUUAUGAUUGGGUGGGUACAUUUUUUUGUUGAACGAAACCUCAGAUCUGCUGUGGACUAUGAAGGAAGGAGUGCUCGUGAACAGGAGCUUCUCCUUGAUUCGGGUGGGUGUCAUCCCCCGAGAGGAAAUGUUGAGGAGUGACGCACAGGGUGGACGUGUUUUUUUUUGUGAAUGUGUGGAUCUUUUUCUUUGAGACUUUGAGACCUGCAGGACUAAAGUAAAGUGUGACUUUUAUCAUCCGGCGUUGAUGUUGAUAUUUCUCAGGGCUAGAUGGACCUACAGUGCUAAGAGAUUUGAGGAUCGGAAGGAUAAAGAAGGUUGUGAUAUUAUAGAGAGAGAUUGGAUGAUAAAGAUACUUUCAAAACAAACAAAACUGGAACUGGAGUUUUCUUCGGUCUCAGCGGAUUAAUGAAAAUGAGCAACAAUACAUGAUGAUGAUGAUAACACAAAUAUUACCUCACCAUUGUACAAUUGACAUCGAUAACAAAAUAUAUAUUUUACCAUUGAUAGUUCAGUCCUGUUUAUUCUACUGUAAUGCAGUAAGAUUAUUCAAUCUGUGAAUAAUGCAAAACACAAUUUUUGAUGCUAUGCCCCAAUACAACACGAAUAGAAAGUUGUUUAUAGAAACGCGUGCCUAAUGAAUGAAUGAUUGAAUGAAUGAUGCCUUUAUAAAAUAAGUUAUUAUUAAAUUUGUUUUUAAUCUAUUUUAAAUGUCAUGUGUACAUAUAUGCUAUUUAAAUAAUUUAUAAGGAAACGUAACCUGACAUGGAAAGUGUUUGUAUAAACUGUUUGCACACUGAUAUGAGAAAGUGUUGGUCAUUUUUUGUUUUCUUUAUUGUUCUUUUAUUAUUAAAGAGUCUUCAGUUUUA